Schistosoma haematobium is the source of this 2623-nucleotide messenger RNA. RefSeq lists its product as uncharacterized. The transcript has 3 exons. Gene Ontology annotation, molecular function: calcium ion binding. Bases 691 to 1965 code for a protein of 424 amino acids. Lineage: Eukaryota; Metazoa; Platyhelminthes; Trematoda; Strigeidida; Schistosomatidae. The record is from RefSeq and is a predicted model, not a curated record.
AACAGAAAACUAAAUUCAACAAAUGACUAGUUUUCACACACAAAUAUCUAACUAUCCCUUCACUAUAAUUUCACAGUACCUUUUCUCUUUUCUUUUCUUUUUUUCUUUUUUACAUAAUCAACAUGAUUAUACAGACACACCCACACACCCACACACACACACACUAAGGAAUUCACUAAACUUCAUGUUGUUUCAAUAGUUUCAAAUUAAAGUUUCAACAUUCAUUGAAGAAUAAUUCACUUGAUAUUGUUUUACUUGAAUCUUCCCAUUGAUGUUUUUUAGGACUGAAAUUGAUCAAUCUCUUAUUGGCAUAUGUGCAUACUGUGCGUAUUGCCUCGAUAUUGCCUUAAUUUACAAGCAUUAUUAUUGGCAAAGAUGGAUAGUGGCUAGCAGUGAAGAAUAUUCAACAUGACAUACUGUUAUAUUCAAUGGAACAUUUCGAUUUCAUAUAAUAAUGAAAAGAAAGAAAGAAGAAGAAGUUAAAAUAGUAUCCAACGUACAAAUUUUAUUGAUUCAUCUUUUGUAUGUACGUGCAUGCGUGUGCGCGUGUGUGUGUAUGUGAGAAUUAAAGGUAUGUGUGCGUACAUGCAAGUAUUAAUUUUCUUGAAUAUUAAAUUUUAGCGGGAGAUAUGCGUAGGUGGUAACUAUUACUUUUCAUUUAAUUGGUUUCUAUCUAUAUCCUUUUUCAUUAUGGAUAAUCUUUAUAAAUACUUGAAUAUAUAUAUAUAUAUAUAUAUAUUCGAUUCAUCUUCAAAGUUUCACAGUCCAUUUAAGCACAGUUACAACAACAACAACAACAGAAUGACAACUGAUUUACCUGAAGUAACUGGUAGUCCAAUAUGGUUACGUAAAAUGCGUACAUUAUUUCGACGUCUUGAUUCAUGUGGACAUGGUUAUUUAAUGAUUGAUGAUUUAUUAGAUAUUGGUACAACAAUUUUUAAUAUUUAUCCUAAAAUGUUAUCAUAUAAAUAUGAUGAAUUAGUUAAAACAUUAGUUUAUUUAUGGUAUCAAGUUUUAUGUACUCAUGUAUCUAGGCAAUUAGCAACUACAAUUAAUAUUAAUGAAAAUACAUUUAUUGAUAAUUUAUUAAAAGCAUUUCAUAAUGAUUUUUAUCAAUAUUUUAAUGAAAAAUUUAUUAUACCAUUAUUUGUUGCUAUGGAUCAAGAUGAUGAUAAUUAUAUAACAAGUACAGAAUUUCAAACAUUAAUGAUUGCAUGGAAAUCAAUACCAAAAGAUUGUGAAUUUAUAUUUCGUUACUAUAGUGAUAAAAAUAAUAAAUUAAAUAAAGAAAAUUUUCAAAAAAUUUUUAUUGAUUAUUUUAUGUCAGAUAAUAUAAAUAGUAAUAUAAUAAAAUUAUGGGGACCAUUAAUUAAUUAUAAACGUGCUGAAGAUUAUGGUACUAUAGAUUGUGGUCCUGUAUGGGAAGGUAAAAUACGUACAAUGUAUAGACGUUUAGAUAUAAAUGAAACAAUGAAAUUAAAAUGUCAUGAUUUAUUACAAAUUGGACAAUUUUUAAUACAACGUGCACAUUUAGAUAGACGACGUGCUGAUGCUGUAAUGCGGGCUAUGUUAAAUAUAUGGGUGAAAUUUUUGGCUAUAGAUAAAAAUGGGGAACAUUUAGAUGAAAUUCGUGAAAUUGAAUUUGUACACAAUAUGAGAGAAAUGAUCAAUGGUGAAUAUCGUCAUGAAAUUGAUCAAUUCGGAUGGACAUUUUUUAAAGCUAUAGAAAUUGAUAAUAGCGGUUUUAUAUCACAAGCAUCGUAUCGUAUAUUACAAGAAGCAUGGCAUGUUGGACGAGAUGAAGCUGAAGGAAUGUUUAAAAUAUUGGAUAGUGAUAAAGAUGGUAAAAUUAGUAGUGAUGAAUUUCUUACAGCAUGGAAUGAAUUUUUUCUUAGUGAAGAUCCACAUAGUCCAUAUAGAAUGUUUUUUGGUCCAGUUAUAUCACGUCCUACAGAAGCUAGAUAAACAACCAAUCAAUCAAUCAAUUAAUCAACUUAAUCAAUAAUCAAUAUUAUCAUAUAAAAUAUUAUAGAAUGAUUUAUUCGAUUACAUAAUUAUAUUCUCUCAAAUAUUGAUUGCUUUGUUGUUUGUUUGUUUUUUCUUUUUUCUUUUUCUUUUCUUUCAACUAUCUAUAAAUCAAUAAUAGUUGUUUUAAUAUAUAUAUAUAUAUACGUAGGGAGAGACAGAGAGAGGGAUGGAGAGAGAGAGAGCAGAGCUCAUUUAUUAUUCUUGAUCACUAUCUUCAAUGGUUACAGUACACAUUCAUUUGGAAUAAUGGAAUAGAUUAAGACAAGCAAUUAUAAACGAUAUUGCCUAGUAACAAGUUCAUCAUCUUUCUAUAUAUUCAAUGGAUUAUCUUUUUUUUUGUUUUAAAAAAAAUGUAGCGUAUAAAUUUGAAUUCAGAAUAUUUCCCUCUCUUUUUUUUCCAUGUUUGUUUUAAUUCAUUCUAUUAAAAGCUUAUUUAUUGAAUAAUGAUAUAUAUAUUUUAAAGAGAAAAUUCAAAAAAACAAACAAAUAAUUAAUUAGUAAUUUGAUGCAUGCAUUCAUUCUAUGAGUAAUGAAGUAAAACAAUUAAAUGAUUAAACUAUAAUUAUAUAUAAAUAUAUUUAUUUUAAAAAGUAAA